Durio zibethinus is the source of this 2983-nucleotide messenger RNA. NCBI's taxonomy places the organism in Eukaryota, Viridiplantae, Streptophyta, Magnoliopsida, Malvales, Malvaceae. The record is from RefSeq and is a predicted model, not a curated record.
AACAAAAAAUUGUAUUUUCCAAAACACUAAAAUGAAAAGAAAAAAAAAGUGGUAUUUAAGGUCGAACAGUGUUCAUGUGUUCCAAUUAUCCCCUUGUCUUCGAUUUUUCUUAGAGAUUGGGCCUUCUUUGCUCAAAUAUCGAUAUUAUUGGGCUUGUAACGUCGGCCACCUAUUUGCAUUUUUUUAAUCCAAGACUAGAUUCAGGUUCACACGUGCUCCAUUUUCUUCUAUAUGCCACAUGUCAAGUGACGGAUCCUAGAACUUGUAACAGCCACAAAAUACUCACAAAUCCGAGUCCACAAACAAAGUCCUCCCACUCUCAGGGCAAACUCUAUUUUCCAUUGUACACACCAAGAUCUACUUUUCUUUCAGGGCAAUUCUUUGGAAUGGAGAUUGCUACUACAAGGUGUUUUCUUGACAAGCAAGUGUCAUGGUUUUCAUUGAACCUCAGAGCAUUAGACAGGGAAAAUUCCUACAGACUUCCAUAUAAUUUGACUGCCUGGAAAUUAAGGACGAGUUAUCAAAGGUUGGCUUAUUUGAAUUUAGAUUCUCAUAGAAAGCAACAUAUGAGCCAUAUUGUCUGGAAUACACAUUCCAUGCCUGUUGGUUUGGAGGAAUCCUCAUCUCUUCAGUCUGAAGAUCCUUUUAGUGAAUAUGAGCAUGCUUCUGAAGAUUCACCAGAGCAGCAUCUUGCUAAACCACUAAGCAGUGAUGAGUUGAAAUCUCUACUGGUUGACUCUGAGAGGACAAAGCUCACCAAAAAACUAAGUGAAGCUAACCAGCAAAACCGUUUCCUCAAACGACAGUUACAUAUCAAGGAGGAUGCACUUGUUAACUUCAAAAGUGAACUUGCAGUCAUGGAACUGGAAAUUCAGGCGUUAGUCUCACUGGCAGAAGAAAUAUCUAAAGCUGGCAUUCCUGAAGGUUCUAGAAAAAUUAAUGGGAGAUACAUUCAGUCUCAUCUUUAUACACGCUUAGAAGCUGUACACAAGAAAUUGAAGGAACAAAUAAAUGAUGUAGAUACUGCACAGUCCAGGGAGUUUCCUUUGUUUUGGUGUGGCAUGGCAGAGUCGUGCUUGGAUAUUAUCGCAAAACCAGCAAGCUAUUAGAAAAGAAUAAGAUAUCAAAAGAUUUAGAGAAACAAGCAAGGAAAUUAAUCCUGAGCCAGGAUUUAGCUGUAUAAAAGAGCCAGGAACUAAUGGAGGGAAUAAGAGAGAUCAAGACACAGCAAAGGGGUUGGUAUCCGGGUUCUGAUACUGGGGAAUAAAAGGGAAAGCUCUUUCUUGCAUAUUAUCAUUGCAAAAAAUGAGCCUCCCUUGGUUAUGUAAAUAAAAUAACCUUAUAUAGCAUGCAAAACCUAGUGAGAAUAACUUCUAGUGGAACCACAGGUCUGAACCUGGUGUUUGAACCACAACCCCUUAGAGCAGGGGUUUGUGCAGUUUCAGAGUUUGUGUCCUGGAUUCUCUUACAGGGGAUAUAUUUCUCUCAUACCAUAAAGAAGAAGACUCCAAGGCUUUAAAAUAAGUUUAAUCUUAAUCUUCCAAAAAUAACUUGAAAGCAAAGAAUCAUAAAAGAAAAAAAGGUUGUUAUUCCCUUCAAAAGGGUUGACUUUAAAGGUUUGAAUCCCCUCUUCCUCCAUAGGCUUCCUCAUAUUUACCAAAAAGAUAAAUGAUCUUUUAGUCCGUGGUCUUGGGCUCAUGCCAUGACCGUGUGGCCAAGCAGCCCUCACAUAGGCCUGAGCUUUUUCACAAAAUUAUUUAUAUGAUAAAUUAAUAAUCUGGAAGGCUGAGCUCAAGCAAAAAUUCUUUUGCCCAGGCAUAGGUGCUGGAGUUGCAGGCUGCCCUGUGGAUAGCAAUAGUAUUGUGAAGAGUAACCUUUUCUGUUGUAGAUAUCUCAUGCAUCAUGUUGAAAUAUUUAGCAUUAUUAUUUGAUAUUUACGAUUAAUUAUCCAAAGGUUGAUGCUCUUGCUGAAUUUACUUAGAGUAAAAUGGAUGUCAUGUAUCCUUAGUUUAUGUGUUAGUGAUCAUUGAUUUUGUUGGUUGCUCUUUGCUAGUGUUGAAAAAGCUGUUUAAAGAAUAAAGAACAGAAACAAUCAACAGUGGAGUCAAAUGCAAAUUAGUUUAAUGAGUGAUUGUUUAAUCUAUAUAUACACUAAGAAAGGUUUUUUACUAGUACCAUUAGAAACAAGGUGUCCUCGUAACACUUCCUGCCUGGACAUUGUUUAUGGAUCAUGGAUUCGAUUCUGUGAUACCUUAAAAUGAAUUUUUUUUCAUACUUAAGUAGCAAAAUUUUUUUACUAUAAAAGAAGUUGAUCUUUUUCCUAAAUUAAUCAUGCAGAGAAGCUAUUGUUUGGUCCAAUGACAAAUGUUUUAGGUUGUAAAGUUCAUCUGUUUAAGUUCUAGUCCUGAUGGUAGUUAUCUAAUGCAGAAUUCUGAAGGCUAGAGCUGUAUUUAGAUUUUAUUUAUUUAUUUUUUUGAACGUCUUAUUUAAAUUACUCCUUUCACUCUUACUUUGCAGGACUAAAUUUGUCCAGUAUCCCCAAUUAACAAAUUGCAUUCAUUAAUACUUAAAUAGGUCAAACACGUCAAUGUGAAAAAUGACCAGAUGUUGAAAGUAAUAAAGUGCAUCGCACUUUGAAUAUGUUGGAAGUUUGAUGGAAGCACUGCAUUAAAAGUAAAACCUAGCAUCAGGAAUAUGCACAUGGUAUGCUCUUAGAAGAAAAGAAAAAGGAAAAAUAAAAUCACACUAGAUAUAACUUUAUCCUUGGUGGUUUAUCGGUAUAUUUAUCGAAUGAUAUUUGAAAAUAUUGCAGCUGCAUAGUCUUGAUUGAUUAUUAUCUGUAUUUAUGAUGCCUCCUUGAUAAUUCUUCUUCUAGAAAUGAUGUUUUUCUUGUGCAUUCUUGGGUGACAUAUACCUUAACGUAUGAUGUUUAAUUAAAAUCUUUGAUUUUUUGCCCAUUUAUUGAGAAUAUCUCUGUUUGGAA